AAUAGGUUCACUGUGUACAUCUUUUUUCAUGUUUUUUUUUUUCCUUUUUUAAAGAUGCUCAAUAAAAAUAACAAAGCUUAGAGAAGGUUAAUUGCUGACUCCCAAACAUCUGGACUAGUUUACUCAUGAAUGAGGCUAUUGCACUCACUCGCUGAAUCAGCGGCAUCCUUGUCAAAACUUGCGGCAGCCCAUUGUCGAGCCAUCAAAUUAGCAAGCAUCAGUGAUACAUACACUGCCACUAACAUCUUAAACGGGUACUCAAAAUGCAGGGAGAUUGGUACUGCUCUCAAGCUGUUCGACGAAAUUCCCCACAAAGAUACUGCGUCUUGGAACAUCAUGGUUUCUGGAUACGUCAAUUCUGGGAAGUUUCAUGGUGCUUGGCUGUUCCUUAAUCUGAUGAAAGAACAUGGCUUUUGCUUAAAUGACUAUACUUUUGGAAGCAUACUAAAGGGUAUUGCUUCUAAUGGCUUCUUGUCCUUUGGCCAACAGGUACAUUGUGAUGUGGUUAAAAUGGGCUAUGUGGGGAAUGUUUAUUCUGCCAGUGCUCUGUUGGACAUGUACGCUAAGUGUGGCAAAGUUGACGAUGCAAACAAAGUGUUCCAACGCAUGCCUGAACGUAAUUAUGUCUCAUGGAAUGCUAUAAUAGCAGGGUAUGCAGGGAAGGGUGAUAUAGAAUAUUGUUUUUGGUUGUUGAGAGGUAUGGAACGAGAGGGUAUGCAACUUGAUGAUGGCACGUUCUCUCCGCUUUUAACAUUGCUUAAUGAGGAAAGGUUUUACAAGUUGACAAUGCAGGUUCAUGCAAAAGUUGAAAAGCUUGGUUUAGGUAGUCAAGUCAAAGUGGUCAAUGCUCUAAUCGCUGCAUAUUCCCAGUGUAGGAGUAUUGAAAGUGCACAAAUUGUUUUUGACUGUGCUAUUAGUUGCAGAGAUUUGGUAACGUGGAAUUCAAUGCUAGCAGCUUAUUUAGAACAUGAUGAGGAGAAGCAGGCAUUUGAACUAUUCUUGGACAUGGAAAGGCUUGGGCUGGAAAUGGAUUCUUAUACUUAUACUAGUAUAAUAAGUGGUUGUUUCGAGGAUAGAUAUAACAGUCAAGGAAAGUGUUUGCAUGCUUUGAUUAUUAAGAGAGGACUGGAAAAUGUAACUAUAAUCUCGAAUGCAUUGAUUUCCAUGUAUGCCAAAUCAUGCACAAACUAUAUGGAUGAUGCACUGUCAGUAUUUGGAAACCUGGAUGUAAAGGAUUCUGUUUCUUGGAAUUCCAUUUUGACCGGACUGUCACAAAAGGGUUGGAGUGAAAUUGCUUUCAAAGUUUUUUCGAAAAUGAGGGUGGAACACCUUGAGAUGGAUGAGUAUUCCUUUUCCGCCACCCUUAGGUCUUGCUCAGAUUUGGCUACUCUUCAAUUCGGUCAACAAAUUCAUGCCUUGGCACUAAAACUGAGCUCCGAGUCAUAUAAGUAUGUUAGCAGUGCUUUGAUACUUAUGUAUUCCAAUUGUGGAAUCAUUGAAGAUGCUUGGAAGUCCUUUGAAGUUUCUCCUAAAGAGAGUUCAAUAUCUUGGAACUCGAUCAUGUUUGCUUAUGCACAACAUGGACAAGGUAAACUUGUUCUUGACCUCUUCUUCCUAAUGAAACAAAGUGAAGUGAAGCUAGACCAUAUAACUUUUGUGGCAGUCUUGACUGCAUGUAGUCACAUUGGUCUCGUUGAAGAAGGUCGCCAUUUUUUCAAAUCUAUGGAGGCUGAUUUUGGAAUUGUUCCAAGAAUGGAACACUAUGCUUGUGCAAUUGAUCUACUUGGGCGGGCUGGACGUCUUGAGGAGGCAAAGGAGCUGGUUAAAGGGAUGCCAUUUGAUCCGGAUGCGAUGGUUUUGAGAACUCUACUCGGUGUCUGUCGGUCAUCUGGUGAUACUGAAUAUGCAAGUGAGGUGGCUAGCCGUUUGCUAGAAUUGGAGCCGGGAGAGCAUAGCACUUAUGUUUUGCUCUCAGACAUGUACCGACAAAUUAAGAAGUGGGAUAAAAUAGCUAAUAUUAAGAGACUGAUGAGGGAAAGGAGUGUCAGUAAGGUACCUGGUUGGAGUUGGAUAGAACUUCAAAACGAGGUACAUGCUUUCAAUGCAGAGGAUCUAUCACAUCCUCGUUGCCGUGAAAUUUAUUCGAAAUUGAGAGAAUUGACGGAUGAAAUCAUGUUCUCUGAAUCUGAAAAUGCUAGUGGUUUAACGGUUUCUAUGGCUGAUCUGGAAUCAGUGGUAUAACAACCGAUACAAAGCGAUGGGGUUCUAGUCACUCAGGCGGGAACUGGUUCUAGUGGUUUUAAUCUUGACAGAAUGAUCACUGGAUAAUUAUGAUCUACUGAAAAAGGUUGACGCAAGGAUGUAGCUGUAGCUGCAUUGCCUAUCUGAAUAAAUUGGAGACCAAGCGGAUACAGAGAAGAUGGCAAAAGACCUGGACGCAAAGGAUCAUCAAGACUUGUGCUCUGUAAAGCAUGCUUAUUUGGUGAUCCAGAUAUAUGAACAAAUUCAGUUAUUGCUUUACAAAGUAGACUUCUUUUUCACUGUAACACAUGAUAUGAUUCGUUUGUAAUUGUCGUUAUAAUAGAGUAAUGGUUAGUGGAACCACCAGCAGAGAAGAAUUUCAGCUGCAUAACCAGUGAAGAGAUAUUUCUCAUGAAGGUUAUCUGCUGCAUAUCUUCUUAUUCUAUCUUCUAUUGAAGUCAUUUUGGACAUUUUGGAUAGAUCACAGCACCUGCACAUGAAUAGCUUGGAAGGAGUCAGCACCAAAUAGCAAAUGGAAUUGCAGCUCAAACAGAAUCUGUGCAAGAAGUAUUGGCAUGCUAUUCUGCAGUAUUGUGAUUCAGAGUGUAAAUGAUUCAAGAAGUUAAAACGUGUUUACAGAUCGACCUAGCUUUGUGAGACAGUUUAAGAUGUGUCGUUUACUGUUAAUAAAUGUGACAUUGUAUUAGUGUUCCAUGCCACAUUUGGUAAAUAAAACCAUAUAUAUUGUCGAGUGCAUGUAUCAAAGCAGUGGCGGAGCCUCCUAUAAGCAAGGGGUGUCAAUUUGACACCCCUUUGCCGAAAAAUUACUAUAUU
Molecule: messenger RNA, 3075 nt
Organism: Nicotiana tabacum (common tobacco)
Lineage: Eukaryota; Viridiplantae; Streptophyta; Magnoliopsida; Solanales; Solanaceae
Product: putative pentatricopeptide repeat-containing protein At3g25970
Biological process (GO): RNA modification
Molecular function (GO): protein binding; RNA binding
Source: RefSeq, a predicted model, not a curated record